AGAAGGAUGGAAUUGUGUGCUCGUACGUUGGGAUUGGCUGUGGCGCCACCCCACUCCGCCGAACGCUUUCAGUCGAGCUCGGACCUUCGUCGGGUGUGGAGUGCGCGUUGUUUCGUCGUGUGUCAGUGUUCGAAUUACUCACAGAAAAUCAAGGCCUCGUAGCAUGUCUUGACGAGUAGGAGGCGCUCUUCAACGGGGUUUUCGGCAGACAAGGGUUCUCCAAAAUGGCGGGCGGUCAGCAGCUUCCGGAACAGUACACGGUACCUCCGCUCGCUAGGGUCUUCCAUAGCCUGCCGCACCUCAACGUCUCGCUCCACUCGGUCAACAACACCUUCAAUCCACAUUCUGAAAUCUACUUAGAGAGCCUCGGGAUACUUGGAAGUAUCCCUGCAGCCUGGUUAAUCCUGACGUUGCUAGUGUUGCUGGUAUACCUGGUAACGAGAUGCUGUGACCGGAAGCCGCGCCCCAAGAGGUCGAUAACCCUGCUGAAGUUUUCACUGGCCAUCCUGGCGUUGCUUUGCUGCGGAGCUGUUGCCGUCGGACUAUACGGUAACGACGAUGUUCACAACGGUUUGGUGCAAUUGGUGGCAGCCGCAAAGAACGUCGAUGGUAUCCUGAUGGGUGUACGGAAUCAGACUGACACCAUCGAGAACACGCUGAAGAAGAAGGUGGAACCACAGUUGACCGCGUUAAGGGAUGAAUUCGACGAUCCGGUCAGCAAUAAAACGAUGAUCGAAUUAUUGUUAGCCGCUUUACAAAGCAUGAAACAGAACACGAGCAUCGCCGUGAAUAAAAGCAUCGAAAUGAGGAAACCGUUGACGGGGAUCAGCCUGGCUGGAGCGAUCGGAAUGGGAGAGAAGAUAGAGCAAUUAAGGUGGCCGGUCACCAUGGCAGUGUUGAGCGCACUUCUAGUUCUUUGCGUGGUGCUACUCGUCGGUGUCGCACGACAUUCCAGAUGCGUUCUUAUAACGUUCUCCGUGUUCGGUUUGUUCGCGGUGAUAGUCUCCUGGCUGAUGGCAUCGUUGUACCUUGCGACUUCAGUGGCCUUAGGUGAUCUAUGCGUAUCGCCGGACGGUUACUUGACCAGGGCGGUACCGUCUACGUUAGCUUCGGAGGUUCUUUCCUAUUAUACGCAUUGCGAGAAUACGCGUAGCAAUCCGUUUACACAGAGACUGCGAGACGGUCAGACAGCGAUCAGUGAAAUGAGCAAAAACCUGAACACAGUGACCAGGUUGGCGUUAGAAUUGUACAAGGAUAAACAAUUGCAACCAAAGUUGAACAGCCUUUUAUUCGACGUCAACACCGUGAGCAAACUGAUGUCCGGUUUAGCCACGUUGCUCGACUGUAAACCCUUUCACAAGCAAUACGUUCAUGCCGCGAAAAGCUUAUGUCACUUAGGAUUGUAUGGAUUGACCUUCAUGCUAUUGGCGAGCUUAGCAGCAGGUCUGUUCUUCACGGUGUUAGUUUGGGUGGACUCUCAUACCUGGAUCUACAUUCGAAAACGAAGAGAUUACCACCAAGUCGACGAGCAGGACCCGUAUCUACCACCAUCGGCAGCUUCGCAGGCGAUAGCAGCAAGGACCCUUCGAGGCCAAGGGUCGUACCCGCCUACAGCCCCUUCUGUAUUUUAUCCGAAUGCUCAUGGCACUCAAAAUACCAUUAAGCAGCCUCUCUUGCUAACGCCGCCCCCGCCGUCCUACGCUACUGCGACUGCUCGAGCACGUCAGCUGCACGAGAGCAUGUUAAAAGGUGGGGGUAUUAACGGGAGCGGAGGAGGCGGGGAUCACAAAUCGUCUCAGCAUAAUCAGCAGUCGACAGGUGGACGAGCUGAGCACCGUUCUGGACUCGGAGAUCAACCUGGCCAGUACGCGACUUUGAGCAAACAGUGCAAGACACUCGAGUCCAGUAGAGAACCACCUUGGACCCCAAGCGUGGCCUCGUUCACCGGUACCCUGUCUCACAAUUCUCACGGACCUGCUCACUUGGCCACGUUCCAAGAUUCUCGCAAAACACAGACUUUAGACCCAAAGAAUUUAGCGAAUCUGAAGAGAGGUCCGACCCCAGCUUGGAAUCAGAAUCGACCAUUGCCACCGAAUCCCAGCAGCCAGCCUACCUGGGAGUUCGAGUCCCGUUCGCAGACCAAUAUGAAUCAAUUUCGUUCUUUAGUGAGAAACAAAGCGCCUAAUAUUCGCAUACAGGAUCAGAUGCAGGACCAGGUGCGCACGUUGGACAGGAAUUUCACUAGGAAUCAAUUCAACGGCACCGCGCAGAACAACGCCGUGCCAAACAUGUACGGCACGUACAAUCGUGCGCAAUCGAGGCAAGAUAGGCAGGAUAGGCAAGAUAACAAAUCGACGGUGGCAACUUUGAGCCAAGUACAGGGCAGCGAUCCAAAUUUGUACGCCGUCACGGAAUUAUAAUUUCGAACAUCGAACUCGUGUAAACUGCCAUCAUCGAUCGUAAACCCUAGCCGUGGACCACAGGGACCUUUGUAUUUGUCCUGAACCAGUGUUCGCUAUAAACACGUACGUAUGUCGCGAUUCUUUGCUCUUUCCAAGGGAUAAGAUUUUACGUAUAUACUCGUCUCCACGAGAAAGUUGAUAAGAAAAUUAUUUUAAACCGGAAAGAAUUAAGAAUCACGUGUACAGGAAAACGCGCAAAUAUCAUCACUCUCAAGGAUUCCUUUUUGGAAAACAAUUGAACGUUUUUAACCAUUUGAUAAACACCAUGCGUAUUUUAAUAUGCAUUCUUGUUUUAUACAAUACACUGGAGAUGGCUCAAUCGUUUGGUAACUUUUGAUAAGAGCUUCGAAUACGAGGUAACAUUUACACGUUUGAACAUAAGCUCAUGAAAGUCGUGUAGUUUUAUUAACACGAUCAGAAGAUCGAAGUGUCUUUUGACGCGUUGUAUUCGCAAUCUUUUCGAGAACUUUAAAGAAAGAACAAUGAUGAUAGUGAAUGAACGUGAAUCAACUUUUCACAGCAGCGUAUGUUUGCACAUUUUUCAUCGCUUUUAUAAGCAAAUGGAUGAACCAAUUGUCACUGCAACACCUUGAAGUAUAAAGAUACUUGAAUGAAUAGAAUUGAGAAGGUCAACGAGAGUAAUGUGAGUAAUAAGUAACGGGGGCAAAAGAUCUUGGAAUCAAAGAGUUUGAAAGAAGGAUGAUAAAAACUCGUGACGGGUUUGAAGAUGAUGUUGAAGAGGAUUCAUUUACAUCGAUAGCCGAAGUGUAAUUUAGAAUUAACGCUAUAUUAUAAUAUGGAACUGUGUUGUGGGAAAAUUUUCACAGAUAAUUGACCCAUCGUUUCUCGUCAUUUCAUUGUUCAAACACUCGGAGCAGAGAGAUCUUGUAUAUCCGACGUUUUUGUACUUGUAUAUCGUGUACAGUGAUUAUUAUUCUACGUUAGCCUAUCUCUGUAAAUGAUCGUUGCUUCUCGAGCAAAUGGAACGAAUGAUACGUUAACGAGAGCGAGAAAUUUUAGGGAAAGAUCGUCGUAUUUAUUACUUGUUAGUUACUCGCAGCCUGAGGGUAUUUCGUUUUCGAAUGCAACAUACGAAGAAGCACAAGAAGUAUAGCACGCAACAACAAAUUACCAUGUAAGAAAGAUACGAAGUUACAUCUUAGAACAAUAAUUAUUACACAAGGUUUUACGUUUAAUCGUCUACAGAUUCGCCGAAUCAACUUGGUCCAGUUAAUUGCUCGCGGCCUACUAUUUUCUCUUUCGAUCAUUCUAAUCAACUUUCUUACAUUUACCUAGUAUCUUGUUUCGUAAAAAUCGACGGUGUUGUCCUACCGAUCUGUAGAUGAUUCUCUAUCUUUGGAACGACUUUUUUACACGAACACACAAGUAACGUACCGUUGAAUUUUUAUAUACUUUUUUAUACGUUUUAUCGAGUAAACGCUUGAGGAGAUUUUCCAUUGAUUUUUUCCGAACAGCGUUUCAAGUAUAGAGGUAUACAAUAUUGAUAUUAAGAAGUUACCGUAUGAAAUAAAGAGGUACAGUGAACGUAUAAAAAGUGGAUCAGUAAUAAUUAAUGGUAAAUACAGGAAUGAUUAAGGUAUUAUUAGUUACUGAUCUUCAUUUUAUAUUUACGUGUAUAUAUAUACAUAUAUAUUUAUCAACGUUAAUAUUUAAAAUUCGUAGCAAGACGUCGAUUGUCCGAUGAUUUCUACGAAAUAAAAGCAACAAUAAUCGAUUACGGACUAAAAAAAAAGAAGAAGAAGUAAUUUUGCCAAUAUUCAGGCGAACAUACGUUUUAAGUACAAACACGGUGAAAGCGCGAACGUUGCGCGUGGAUCCGGGUCAUUUUUCAUUUUUUUAUACGAGACAAAAGUUUUAUAAUCGUCUUAAGUAUCCAGAAAGCAUUUCGAGGCGGUAAUCAUUGUGGUUUUUUUUUUUACAAAGUCCUCGAGAAAUAUGAAGGAGGGAAACUUUCUGAAAAACUUGGGCGUUCUACGAGCGAUAAAAAUCAAGAUUGAAUUAUUUGCGGAGCGCAAAGUCUUCCUGUACGGUCUCUGUUGAAGCCUGAAACGAGAUCGUUCGCGAUCAAUGAUGAUAUCUGCAACGAAAACAGCGGACGACUUUAUAUUCCGCAUCCUAUUCAGCUAGAACGCGUGUAAAUAGAUUUAUAGAUCGUCGAGUAAAUGUGAGAGGAAAGAAAUACGGAAAAUGUAAGUGUGAUAUAUAACUUGAAUUGAACUGUUACAAUUUUUUCUAGGCAACCUUCCUGAUACGAAAGGCCAGCUAUUUUAGUUGAAGGUUACGUAUAAAAAUACAGUUUCUUAUUUAAUUAAAGAAAUUGCAUCUAGGAAAUUUUCUGUUCGAUAAGCAUGGAAACGGUGUAGGUAGCCGAAGCAUGAUUAGAUAUAAAAAGCGUUCUUAUCCAUUGUACAUAUUUGUAAUAUUUAUUAACGAAAUGAAAGAGAAGGAUCGUAGCGCAUAGGACUAGCGACACCAUAGAUCUAGACGUUAAAUUAAUUAAAUGUAAGAUCGAAUUAACCCCUUUGAUUAUAUCGAAAAGGAGAAACAUCCUAGUCAGUAGAAACAAAGGUUUUUCUUUUCGUAUACGUUCAACGUUAUUCGGGUUUUAACGAUGGAUCUCUUGCCAAAUUCAGUUUUUCCACGCGGCUCAAUUUUUUCCCCAACACGUGGACGAACGAUUCGUUGUUUCUUCGAAGAAAAUUGUACUCUUGGUAACUUUUUUAUCCAAUCCAUAAUUACCCGUCGAUGGUAGGAUUAGGAAAAGAUAUCGAGGAGUCUGCACGAAUAGAAAAUUGAGAAACACAUUUUUUUUCCGACGAGUACAACCGCAUUUUGUUUUCGCAUCAUUUUGAUACAAUAAAUGUGUGAUGAUUUAUGAAAGGGAGAGAGAGCAUAUAUGUAAGAAAUGCAAGAGGAAAGAAAGAGCGAGAGAGAAUCAAUUAUUUUUCAAGAACGUUGAUAUAGUGAAAAUAUAGAGUACGAAUAUAGGAUGCAAAAAUAAUUAAACUAGUGCAUCGUUCUGGCCUACACAAUUUUAUUUAAUUAAUAUUACUUGUCGUUUAUGCACAAAUUUCAAGUGCAUCUAUUAUCGUAUACGUGGUUCCUACUUAAUUAUAAAUUCCUUCAAAGCAAAUAGUUAAAUAUUUCAUUAUAAUUUAUAUUUGAAUAAGAUAGCGUUUGAAUUUGUAAGCAUUUUGUAUCGAACUCUACACCGCAACUAAUCGAACCGAUUCGACUCGACUCGAUCUAUCGAACGGUUCGCGCCAAUCGAAUGAGGUUACGAUAAUUUGACGUGUACCACGGUAAGCGCAUCCGUUCGACAAAUUUAAAUAGAAAUCCAUAGGCCUUUUAUAGUUAAUUCGCGAUAAGUGUUUCUUCCUUUUUCAUUUACGUUUCUUCUCUCUCGGUGUACGAAAGAGUUUCAGUUACAAAGUGUGCAGAGGCUAACGAGACUUUACGUAAGUUUAAGAUAUUUCUAUGGUGUUUUUGUACGCUAGAAGUGAAGCACUUCAAGCGUGUAUUGUAAAGAAAAUUCUCCGAGAGGCAUAUAUAUAUAUAUAUAAACGAAACUCGUUAAUCGAUAUCGUUUUUUGUGCAUUGCGAUUACGUCUAAUUGCCAUAUUCCAGACUUAAUUCCUCUUAUUGUAAUGGUAACACGAAUAUUAAUGAAAAGAAAAAUAAAAAAACCGUAAGAUCUACA
Osmia lignaria (orchard mason bee) is the source of this 6183-nucleotide messenger RNA. Lineage: Eukaryota; Metazoa; Arthropoda; Insecta; Hymenoptera; Megachilidae. The record is from RefSeq and is a predicted model, not a curated record.